Messenger RNA from Cavenderia fasciculata, 1269 nucleotides. RefSeq lists its product as uncharacterized. The transcript has a single exon. The coding region runs from base 1 to 1269 and encodes 422 amino acids. The record is from RefSeq and is a predicted model, not a curated record. NCBI's taxonomy places the organism in Eukaryota, Evosea, Eumycetozoa, Acytosteliales, Cavenderiaceae.
AUGGAUAUUAUCAAGGAGGAAAAAGAAAGUACAUCGACCACUACUACAACCACUACCACCACCACUUCAUCGACUCCAUCCAAACCACUACAACAUCAACAUCAUCAUCAUCAACAACAUGAAGAAGAAGAAGGUUCGAUUCCAUCAUUAGAUUAUCACCGUGAAUCGCAUCAUCAACCUUCACGUCCUCCACUUAGAAGAAACAAUAUCGGUGGAGAACGUAAUAGUUUAGAGAGAGGAGGAGGAGGAGAGUAUAAUAACCGUGGUGGUGAUGGAAGAGACUAUCGUGAUAGAAGAAAUAAUAGCGAUCCAAACAUGGUCGAUAGAGACUAUGCACGCGAAAAUGGUCAACCACCACCACCACUAUCAAGAUCCAUGAGUGGUUACACCCCUUCAUCACCUGUUCAGUCACCACUAUUGCGUGGAGGAUUGGCCAAUUCAAUGGGAGGGGCAGGUACCUACACUGCAAGAGAAGCUCAAGACUCUUAUCGUUUGAAUAGAGACAGUCGCGAAAGAGAACCAGAACGCGAUCGCGAUGGCCGAGGUGAAUGGGACAACCGACGCGAACACCCACCUGUCGGAGGCAAGCCAGACUACCGCGACAACCGUGACUUUAGAGAUAGAAGCUGGGGAGGUGCUCCAUACCCCGAUAGAGACGGCGGAGGUGGAGGUGGCUAUGGAGACACUCCAAACCGAAGAGGGUAUCCACACAGAGGCAAUUUCAAUCGCGACCGUAGUCCACCACACGGUGAUUGGGAAGCACCCUCUGGCCAGAGCUCCACACCAACCUCAUCCAAUGCACCACCACCACCAGUCCCCACCACACCCAAUACUCCUUACCGAGGUGAAAAGCCAUGGCAACGAGGAGGAGGUGGCGGCGGGUACAGAGGCGAACAUCCCUACGAACGACCACCCUAUCGUGGAGGAUAUGAAAAUCGUGGUGGCGGUGGAGACCGAGGCUGGGAAAGACGCGGCGGCUACCAACAACAACAACAACCACAACAACCACAACAUCCAAGAAACGGAUUUUCACCACCAUUACACUCACAACCAUUCAACAACGACGAAAAAGAAGGCAACAAAUCACCACCAUACGAAACACCUACAAAAUCCAAUUUUUAUAACCGAGGAGGAGGAGGAGGAGGAAGAGGAGGACAUCAUCCAUCACAUCCAGCUUCACCACCAAAUAACGAUACUAAUUUUAACCAAGAUAACCAAGACGAUUAUAACAGAAGACAACAGAAUAAUAAUUAUAUAAAAAGAAGAUAA